CCCCGGGCGAGCGAGCGUAGAGCGGCCCGUCUUGUCGGUCCCCACUUUGACCGAUCGCCACACUCACCCCGGCUCCGAGAUCGCGCCGAUCGCAAGGCGAGACUCCGGCUGGUAACGUUGGGCCGCAACAGUUGGGCCGAGUCCGCUCGCGCAAUCGCAUUCGAAAAUAAUUCCUUUUUUCUCUCGUCCUCGGGCCUCGUUCGAUUUUCAUUCAAACGUCGUCAUAUUUUCCUAACGAUUUUCGGCCGGCGAGUCCUCCGGAUUCGCUCCACUCGACCUUUUCCCUUCUUUAUUCACAAAAUUCCAUACUCGAAAAUUUCUAUUUUCGUCGCAUACGCAGUGAUCGGUAAGCGGACUCUCGACGCGACUUUGUCACGAAUUAUGUAAACAAGUGCGCUCGUUCACGUGCCCAUGGAAUCGCCCAGAUCUUGACGUGACCAAGUGAUUUAAAUCGUUUAUUGUGUGCGGACCGGCCGAGGAUUCUCAGACACGUGGAUGCCUUUUUGUUUUGGUUACAAACCAACACGAGUGUGCGCGCUCAACGAACGAUACACGCGGAAAUAUCGAUUUGAUACGUAAAUAAACUUACGUAUUCUGUGCUCAUUUUAAAUCGGCGCUCCUUAAUCCUGCUUCUUAUUCUCAUCCCCUUUUCUCUUUCUCUCUCUCUAAAUUCACGCGUUUGUCACGAGUGUGCGCGGAGUUUCCCCGAUAAGUAUAUUAGCGGCUGUUAUCGUCGCUCGGAAGCCCAAGGAUCGCAGCGAUAAAUCGCUACCAGGACAACUUCGAGCUCUGCCCAUUUCCAAGAAACCGAGAAGCAGCGAUCAUCAACGGGAAUUCGUCGAGGAUAAAUAAGGAGGAAAAUCGGUCGUGAGAAAAGUCGAGAUUUUCGAGUUUCCUGACUGUUGUCCAACUGCAAAAUAAAUCUAAACAAAUAAACCGUAUAAAGUAAGAGUAAAAAUAAAAAUAACCGGGCGUCGGAUAAUAAAACUAAAUAAUAAUCUCGAAAUAAGAGUAAAUCGUGAGUGCUUAAAUACGAAAAACGAUUAAUACGGUGAAGGGAUAACUGAAAUAAAAUUCUGCUGGGAAAAGAGCGUCGUUUGAGGAUGCUGGGAAUUUUCGUAUUCGCAACGAUGGAAAAAUGAAGUUGUGCGCAGAUCGUUCCACCGACCAGCAGCACGUUAAAUUUUCCAUCCAUAAAUGACCGAUGUGGUGCGGCCAAUCAGGAUUAUCUCUGCCCAAAAUGAUUCGCGCCCUCGUCCCACUGUGCGUCAUCAGCAUAAUAACCGUCGCACGAUGCCACGAGAUUCACGAACAUAUGACGGCAGAAGAGACGCUGUCGGUUUUUCAAACGACUCCAGACCAACCCGUUCCUCCUCACGAGGUGGUGCCAGUGCUGCACACAGUUCGCAGUAAAAGUGAAAAAGCGAUCGGACCAGCCGAAAUCCACCUGAAGGCAUUCGGAAAAGAUUACAAAUUGUCGUUGAAGCCAACGAAAGGUUUGUUCAAAAGCAACAAGCACGUGCCCAUGUGGACUGUGACGAGAAAUGACUCGAAUCCCGACGGUCUCUAUUACGAGGAGGUCGAAGAAGCGAGCAGUGACAUCGGUGACAUUUACCAGGACCAAGCAAGCAUGUCAUCAAUAUUGUUGCAUCACGACCAUAAUGGGCAAGUGCAAGUGGAGGGCAACAUCGGAUCGGACCUGGUCAUUCGGUCACUUCCGGUACGAGUCCUCAAAGAAAUCGUCGAAAAGACGGAAGGCUUUGAUCACCCUAAUUUGUUGCCAAACGUCACGGCGAGGGACAAGAGAAGCCUCAGGCUAACCAACCAUCACGUCGUUUUCAGGAGACCCAGUAGAGCCUCGGACGACGAGUACAGUGACUUCGUGCUCAUGGAGCCGGAUCAUAUGUCUAAAAGGUUCAGAAAGAAGCGAUCGACUGGUGGGAGAUCCAAACGCGAUGCGCCUUACGUCAUUUAUCCCGAAAUUUUGUGUAUCGUCGAUUACGACGGAUACAGACUGCACGGCGGUGACAAUGUUCAAAUCAAGCGAUAUUUCGUCUCCUUUUGGAACGGCGUCGAUCUGAGGUACAAAUUGCUCAAAGGACCCAGAAUACGGAUCAGUAUUGCCGGAAUAAUCAUAUCACGAGGGAGGGAUGCGACGCCGUACCUCGAAAGGAAUCGUGUGGGACGUGACGCGAUCGAUUCGGCAGCUGCGCUUACGGACAUGGGAAAGUACUUGUUCCGGGAGAGGAGACUUCCGGUCUACGACAUUGCAGUAGCCGUAACAAAAUUAGAUAUGUGCAGGAGGCAAUACGCGAAUGACGUGUGCAAUAGAGGAACAGCAGGUUUCGCGUACGUCGGUGGCGCCUGCGUCGUCAAUAAACGCCUGGAAAAAGUGAAUUCGGUCGCCAUUAUCGAAGACACUGGAGGAUUCAGCGGUAUCAUCGUAGCUGCCCACGAAGUUGGUCAUUUGCUGGGUGCCGUCCACGAUGGAUCCCCUCCGCCCAGUUAUCUGGGAGGUCCAGGGGCUGAAAAGUGUCGCUGGGAGGACGGCUACAUAAUGAGCGACCUCCGUCACACUGAGAAAGGUUUCAAAUGGUCCCACUGCAGUGUCUCCUCGUUCCAUCACUUCUUGAAUGGUGACACCGCGACUUGUCUUUACAACGCGCCUCACGAAGACGAAGCAUUGCCCAGAGUGCUGCCAGGAAAAUUACUCUCUCUGGAUGCGCAGUGCCGAAAAGAUCGGGGAACUAGCGCGUGUUUCAAAGACGACCGUGUCUGCGCCCAGCUUUUCUGCUUCGACGCUGGAUCCGGUUAUUGUGUGGCUUACAGACCAGCAGCGGAGGGUUCUCCUUGUGGCGAUGGGCAGUAUUGUCUCAACGGAAGAUGCGUGGCUGAGCAUGAGAAUAUUAUUCCCGAUUACACUCAAAACAUCCCAACUUAUGUCCGUCGGGACGGUAAUUACAACGGGAAUCGAGCGACGUAUGGGCAGUACAACCAUACAGAUUACAGGUCAACUUGGGAUACGACAACACAAAUCACAACUUAUUCAGAUCCUCAUUCAGAUCCUGUGUCCUAUAAUUACGAGACAACGACUCGUUACAAUCCCUACAAAUACACGACGAAGGUGACAGUGUAUACGACCGAUUACAACACGAAAAAUCGUUACGAUAAGACGAGAAAUGAUUUCGAACGCUCGUCGUAUUACAAUAACUAUGGAACAUCAACGACGCCGAAAAAAACAAAAAAUUUUUUUAAUUUUUAUUACAACAAUGCAUACACGUCGAAGACCACGAAUACUGUCCCAAGAAUUCCGUUCAAGUAUAAGAGCCCCACGACAACGGCCGUGGCCUCGUCCGCGUCUUCGAUCGUCGGAGACCAUUUUGGCCUUCGGAGUACCCCGGGUCGUGGAUUAGGGGGCGGCGGUGAGUGCGUCGACGUGGCACCAGACUGCGCGGAUCUGAUAGACAGGCUGAGAACGUGGCUGUGCCAUCUACAAACAGUGAAAAGCCGCUGCUGCGCAUCCCUCAAAGCGGUUUGCGCGAGCUAAAGCAAAUCAUUUGGCAAAAAAUAAAGAAAAAACAAACUUGAGCAAGAAAGAAGAAUCGAUGGGAAGGAACGAAAGUUCACUUUUCUCGUACCAAACGCGUGAGGUUCACGAAUUUGGAUACUGUUUUCUGAGUGUUGUUAGUGAGUUGUGAAUUGUCGUGAAAUUAGUCGGAGCUGCUGCUACUGCUGCUGCUCUGCCACUGCAAGGGGAACGAACCAACAGGAGAAAAUCAAUAAAUAAAUACAUUUUGUUGAAAUUAUUUAUUUAUUCAUUUGCGAUAUUAACUAUGGGAGAAGCUCGAGGCUUGAAAAUAAGGAAAAAAUUACGUUUAACGAAGCUCCGAGAGUUUGGGCGCACACUGGACUCAUUAUUAAUGUUGAACGUUUGGAGGGUGCCCUGAAAAUUAGGGAAAAAAAAUAAUAAGAAACAUCUUUCUGCGAAGGAAUUGAACCGAUUGAAUUCUCCUCGUUACCGUAUAAAUAUGCAUAAUAUUACGUAGAGCAGCGAUGUUGUAUUUUUUCUUCAUGUUUUUUCUGUUUUUCUUUUUCUUCGUACGCGACUCGUUCACUAAAUAAAAAUUGGGAGAUUAACUUUCGAAAAAAAUGUCUCAAAUGCCAGGCGGUAACGCUGAAUGGAAGAGAACAAAUACGAGUAAGUAACGAGAAGCUCAAUACUUGAAAACGAACGAUUGUAACACAAUGGGAAUAUUCAGCGUGAAUCCGCGACGUCGAAAUAAAAGGCUUUUCAGUGAUUUUCGUCAUGCGAUUAUUCCUUCUUUUCGUGUUUUUAUUAUUUUAUUUUAUUUUUUUUUUCGUGUUAUCGCGUGUUACUUUUACUCGAUAUAUUUAUUCGAUGGAGCGACAUAGCUCCAAUGCGUGCUAUUUUUUUUUUUUUUUGUGAAAAACGAAGAAACAAAUACGAAAAUAGAGGAAGCGAGACGUGGAGCUUGAGCUAAAUAAGGAGACGGAGGUUUUGCGUUGUAAGAAUAAAUUUUAGUUAUUAAUCA
Venturia canescens is the source of this 4553-nucleotide messenger RNA. It is a transcript of the gene sona, whose product is annotated as sol narae. NCBI's taxonomy places the organism in Eukaryota, Metazoa, Arthropoda, Insecta, Hymenoptera, Ichneumonidae. The transcript has 18 exons. Gene Ontology annotation, biological process: proteolysis. Gene Ontology annotation, molecular function: metalloendopeptidase activity. The record is from RefSeq and is a predicted model, not a curated record. Bases 1205 to 3547 code for a protein of 780 amino acids.